GGAAGAAGAACCACCAGCCCCCAGCAACUCGAGGUGACAGCAACACACAGGAAGGACAAGAGCCCAUGGAGACCGGGCUCAGCGGGGAGGAGGAGGAGGCGAAUCCCACCCAGCAGACCUCACUGCAUGAGCAGCGUGUCACCCUCUCCAGUGGCCAGGACCUCUCUGAGUCCCGCUGCCCUUCCCGCUGCCCUGCUGCCCGAUGCAGGAGAUGACUGCGCCUGCCCGGGUCCAGCUGAGAACUAUGAAGAGGAGGAAGACGAAGAAGAUCUAGAAUCACUGGCCUCCAGUGUGCCCAGUGAGCUGCAGGAGGACGCAGGGACCGCAGGGCUGUCACAGGCACUGACGGAGCAGGGUUUCCCUCCUGGUGGUGCUGACCUGUCUGACUGCCGAGAGCUGAUCAGAAGCGCCACCUCCCUGUCUGCCGAGCCUGAGGCCGAGUCUGUUCUGGAUGGAGCGGCCCCCACGCAGGAGGCCUGUCCCCAAGGGCCUUGGAGUGGAGACUUGAGCCCCUGCAAGUCACAGGUGCAAGCUGCAAACACACAGCUGCAGCCAAGCGCCCUGGUGACUGACUGUCUGCAGCUCCAGCUGGACCAGCAGUGGGGUCGUGGCUGUGGCUUUGCCACAUGGAGCCUCCCCUGCGACCCCUGGAUCCUCGCAGCCAGCGCUGACUCUGGGCACCAGUGGCUGCUCCUCCCAGUUCUUGGAUUCCCAGGAGCCCAGCCAAGACUCCCCGCACUGGCCCAGACGGUCUCUCCCCUGCUCGCUGGCCUGAGUGCCCUGAAACCGAGGAUGAGCGAGAGAAAGUUGCUGUUCAGCAAGUGGAGAGUCACGUGCAGUUUCCCAGGCCUGCAGCUGCGGGUGCAGAGCCGCUGUAACCUCCGUCUGGUCUCGAUGGUCAAGUUGAUCAUUGACUUUGCAAGGCCAGCCAGGUCCCUGGAAUGCGCCUGCCAGGACUCAAGAGUUUUCCUUCUUUUCCAUCCUUGGGAACCUGUAGCUCCCUAGGAGCAGCCUCUGCUGUGACUCCCUCCAACCUCUGAAUGAGAACAGUUAAAAGUGAGCACAUUUAUUGCUCAUGGCAAAAAGUAACUUAGAACCUGGUCCCAGGCAGGAGACCUGCAGUGGCCUUGUCAGCUUUGUGUUCAGCCCCAGAGGUGCAGGGCUGUGUGACGAGGGUGGCGUUUGCAGGGACUCAGUGUCCAGGCACUGUGGACUCAUUUGAGCCGACAUUAGCUGAAGGACACUGAAGGGACCCUAAAGUGACGUCAGUGCAGAAGUAGUUGCACAGGGCGGGACAUCAAUCCUCAUAGACCAUGGGGUCCUUAAGCAUCUGCUCUCUGUCCAUUUCCUUCCCGUUUCUACCUCCACAAGUCCAGGCAAGCGUCCCUGCUCUCUCUGUGCAAUUCCAUUUGGAAUCUCUCCUUCUUCCUUUCUUUGCCGACCCUCUCUAGGAAAAUACUUUUGCUGUUUCUAAAUCCUGAUCCCUGUCCCAGCCAGGGUGACCCACAGCCUGCAGUGGCUUGUUCAUUUCUCCAUUGGACCCUUUCUCUCCUCCUUCCAAACAGUGUGGAAAGGGCCUCAGGCCGGGGUUCUAGUUCCGGGGUUGUCAGCAACAGGUCACGUGGCUUUAGUGGAGUCUCAGCCCUUCGGCACCACGCUCUCCUCGUCAGUCCAAGGGGGACGGGACGUGGAGGAGUCCGAGGUCCCUGCUGGCUCUCACAGCCGGGCUCUUCCCACAGCCGCCCCCCCCUCCCUGAAAGUCUGGGACGUGGGGGUAUAAGAGGGCCUGUUUCUCUGCCAGGGGCCCCUCCCCUGCAGUGUCUGUCUCUGAGUCUGGUGGGUGACACUGAGCAUGUCCCCCACCAGGAGGCGUGAAAAGCCAUCACUUUUCUGCAAACAAGGGAAGAAAGUGGCUGAUAGAACCAGGUCCUGGUUGGGCAGGGACAGGGUCCCUAUAUCCUGCCCCUCAGGGUGACCUUAAGUUCAGGGAGGUUUCCUUCUCCCCUGUGGCUGUCACUGUCCACUUCAGCCCAGCCUCCCACAGGAGCCCAGUGUGGCCCUGGGU
Messenger RNA from Lemur catta (Ring-tailed lemur), 2065 nucleotides. Its product is annotated as neuroblastoma breakpoint family member 6-like. Bases 127 to 1005 code for a protein of 292 amino acids. The record is from RefSeq and is a predicted model, not a curated record. Lineage: Eukaryota; Metazoa; Chordata; Mammalia; Primates; Lemuridae. The transcript is spliced from 8 exons.